GCGGGGGCGGGGUCGGAAGUGACGACAGAAGCAGGGGGGCGGAGACUUAAGAUGGCGGCUAUGGCGCUGGCGGCGGCGCGGCUGCUGCUGGUUCGCGGCUCGGGCUCGUGGCGCCCCUCGCGGCUGAGGUCCGGAGCUCCCGCACACAGAUGCUUCAGUAGUGGCGGGGCCUACCCCGGCACCCCGCUCUCCUCCCCCUUCCCUGGCGUGCCGCAGCCUGUUUUCGCUACGGCUGGUGGACGGGAAAAGUUUGAAACCAAAGUGACCACGCUGGAUAACGGGCUUCGCGUGGCGUCCCAGAACAAGUUCGGACAGUUUUGUACGGUGGGAAUUCUUAUUAAUUCAGGAUCAAGAUACGAAGCCAAAUAUCUUAGUGGAAUUGCUCACUUUUUGGAAAAAUUGGCAUUUUCGUCGACAGAUCGAUUUGACAGCAAAGAUGAAAUUCUGCUUACGUUGGAAAAGCACGGGGGUAUCUGUGACUGCCAGACGUCAAGGGACACUACCAUGUACGCUGUGUCUGCGGAUUCCAAGGGCCUGGACACGGUGGUUGGUUUGCUGGCUGACGUGGUCCUGCACCCCAGGCUCACAGAUGAGGAAAUCGACGCGGCACGGAUGGCUGUCCAGUUUGAGCUGGAGGACCUCAGUAUGCGGCCCGACCCAGAACCGCUUCUCACAGAGAUGAUUCACGAGGCUGCUUAUCGGGAAAACACAGUGGGCCUCCACCGUUUCUGCCCCACAGAAAACAUAGCAAAGAUGGACCGAGAAGUGCUUCACUCCUACCUGAGAAACUAUUACGCCCCUGACCGCAUGGUGCUGGCUGGGGUUGGGGUGGAGCACGAGCACCUGGUGGAAUGUGCCAGAAAGUACCUGCUGGGAACCCAACCGGCCUGGGGAUGUGAGAAGGCUGUGGACGUCGACAGAUCGGUGGCACAGUACACGGGGGGGGUUGUCAAGCUGGAGAGAGAUAUGUCCAACGUCAGUCUGGGCCCUGCCCCGUUCCCCGAGCUCACGCACAUCAUGAUAGGACUGGAGAGCUGUUCCUUCUUGGAGGACGAUUUCAUCCCCUUCGCCGUGCUGAACAUGAUGAUGGGGGGCGGCGGCUCCUUUUCGGCUGGCGGGCCCGGCAAGGGUAUGUUUACCAGGCUCUACCUUCACGUGCUCAACAGGCACCACUGGAUGUACAACGCAACCUCGUACCACCACAGCUACGAGGACACGGGCCUCCUGUGCGUCCACGCCAGCGCCGACCCCAGACAGGUUCGAGAAAUGGUGGAGAUCAUCACGAAGGAGUUCAUUUUAACGGCUGGAACCGUGGAUGUGGUGGAGCUGGAGCGGGCCAAGACCCAGCUGAUGUCCAUGCUCAUGAUGAACCUGGAGUCCAGGCCUGUGAUCUUCGAGGACGUGGGGAGGCAGGUGCUGGCGACCCGUUCCAGAAAGCUGCCCCAUGAGCUGUGUGCGCUCAUCCGCAGCGUGAAGCCAGAAGACAUCCGGAGAGUUGCUUCCCAGAUGCUCCGCAGGAAGCCCGCGGUGGCCGCCCUCGGCGACCUGAGCAACCUGCCGGCCUACGAGCACAUCCAGGCGGCGCUGGCCAGCGGGGACGGGCGCCUGCCCAGGACGUACCGGCUGUUCCGCUAGAGGCCGUCGCGGUGCGGCCCGAUGCGGGCUGUGGACGGAGCCCGUGUUCAUCCGUGGGUUUUGGGUGUGAAUUUAGUGCAAAGAUUCAUAAAAGGUGCAAACCGGGGGACUCUUCUCUUAAACUUGAUCAGAUUUAAUGUCGCCGAGCACAGCUCUGCGUCCGUUUCUUCAGGACGGGUAGAUCGGGCAGCGGAAUAAAGGUCUGUCUGUGUCGCCGCGGCUGGGAACCAGGCGAAGCGAAAGGCCGCCGGGGGGCCGGCCGCCGCGGGGAGGCCAGGUGGGCGCCCUGCCCCGUCCUGCGUUCCCAGAGGCGAGCGGCCUCGAGUCCACGUCAGAGCGACUCCCGGGGUCUGCCGCGGGGCAUGCUCCUCGGCGCGGCGCUUUCCUUCACCCUCGGUAAGGAUGGGGUGGCGAGAGGCCGGGCUCAGCCGGCGGCGUCCGGUAGCUGGAAGAGUGUCGGCGCCCUGGAGGGAGGGAGGUGGGGUUUCCUCGAUUCGCUGGCCCAUGUGAAGAGCCAGAGCCGCGAGGCCGGGGAGCAUUCGGUUCCGCGGAUGCGCGUAGACGCGUCAGGAGAGUCGCCCGGCCAGGUGGCCCUGGUAAUACAGGGUGGCGUUGUGCUUCCCCGACGGGUACGGACACGGAGCCCCUGGGCCCCUUGGGGCACCGCCCUCCCAGCCGCGGGGGCACAGAGGGGAGGGAGGGACGCUUCUGGGAAAUCAACCCUCAAACGUUCUUUGGUCAUUUAACCUGCUUAUUUUUGCUGGAGCCCAUCCUCCGCUUUUGAUGCCUUCCCUGUGCACUUAGCGGCAUCAGGGAGGGUGUGUUUACCCGCUGGGGCGGAGCCCGGGGGGCCGCGCCCGGUGGCCCAAGGUCCUUGCCUUGCAGACAUUCCUGUGGUUACCACCCUGAAGGGGAAGCACAGGGGGGCAGGGGUGGCGGGCGAGGUCAGCCGAGCUUAGCUGGGGGCAGGGCUCACCGAGAGCCCUCAAGGGGCCGGCCGGAGCCCCCACGGGCCGCACUCAGCCUCCAACCACAGAACGCUGCGCCCAGACCCAGGGGUCUGCUCGGAAGCUGGCGCCAACUGCCCCUCGCCCCCAAGGGCUCCUUGGCACCGCACAGCCGCAGCCCGUCCUCUGGCCCACGCCAGCAGAACGCGUGUGGGUCAGACAAACUAUCCUCACACCGAAUUUCUCAAUCCUUUAUGAAGCUUGCUUUGCAGAGACUGGCCCGUGUCAUUUGAAUCUAUCUGAAUUUUAACCUGGCUCCCAAGUGAAACCCGAGCAUCUAAACUCUCCCGGCUGCUCCUAAGUGAAUGUCCUGACUUGGGACCCAGACGUUUGCUGACGUCCAUCAUAUCGGUCGGAGACGACGCCUGAGAUGAUGCGUCACACUUGCCUCAUUUUCAGGACCCCUCACCGCAAAAAUCUGUCAGAGGUUUUCAGUUUAUUGACUCAAAACUCAACGGCACAUUUCUUUGAGCAAAAUUUUAUCGACAGUGAAGUUUCGGGAAGUCAGGGUGGACGGGCCUCCUUGGUAACCAGAAGUGGGAGUCCCGCACGACGAGUCCGGAAGCCGGUGCUAAUAAAGCUGAUACACUCU
This is a messenger RNA of Neofelis nebulosa (Clouded leopard), 3234 nucleotides long. RefSeq names its product peptidase, mitochondrial processing subunit alpha (gene PMPCA). The coding region runs from base 52 to 1635 and encodes 527 amino acids. Gene Ontology annotation, molecular function: metal ion binding; metalloendopeptidase activity. Lineage: Eukaryota; Metazoa; Chordata; Mammalia; Carnivora; Felidae. The transcript is spliced from 13 exons. The record is from RefSeq and is a predicted model, not a curated record. Gene Ontology annotation, cellular component: mitochondrion.